AUGGUAAACCAAAAAAAUGGAAUUUUAUCAAAGUUAACAGGUUUAACAUAUAGCCUUUUUAAGCUUAAUAUUGAAGACAUAAAUGAAGAAGUUGAUGAGAAUAUAAACCCCUUGGAAAAAGCAAUAUUAUAUGGUAAUAGCGGUGUAAAAUGUCGAAAAAUAUUAUUUUUAAAAGAUAUAAUGAAAUUAUUAAAUCAAAUAAAUUAUGAGAAUUUUUUAAAAUAUAUCUAUCCAUUAGUUGUUAAAUUAAGUAAUGAUGAUAUAGAAAUACAAUAUGAAGUAUGUAAUCGUAUUGGUGAUUUGUGUGCAUAUUUAAUACAAAAUAAUAAUCAUAAUGAUGGUUGUACUGAUAUAAUGAAAUUAUUAUUUCCUAUUGUUGAGAGAUUUAUAAAAAAUAAUGAAAAUAAGAAUAUUAUAGAAACAAUAAUGAAAUCAUUACUUAUAUUGUCUACACAUAUAAAUUGGAAAUAUCGGCAGAAAUUUAUUUUGCCUUUUAUAUUAUCUUUAAUUUCUAAUGAGAAAUAUAAAUAUAUUGGUUUUAUUUUAUUAAUAAAACUGUGUUAUAUAUUUGAAAGAAAUAUAUUUUGUUCUUUUUUAAUACCAUCCAUAAAAUGGUUGUUAAAGAAAAAGGAUGAUUUAGAAAAUAAAAUAUAUAUUUCUUGUUAUUUAUAUAAUAUAUGUAAAAUGUUAAAAGAGGAAGAUGAUUUAUUUCAUAUUUUUCUUCUGUUAAAAAAUUUAUGUAAUCAUCAAAGUGAUACUAUAAAAAUAAUUAAUAUAUUUAAUUGUACUCAUAUAUCCUUGUUAUAUUCAAAAAAUAUCUUUUUCUAUUUUUUUGUACCUUUAUAUAAUCAUUUCUUAAAGAAUGAAAAUAUAUAUGUUUUUUAUUAUUCUCUAAUUAAUUUAUUCUAUUUUAUUUGUAUCUUUGAAGAUAUCAAUUUAAUACACCCUUAUUAUAUUCAUAAAAUGAUAUUCUUUUUUAAUAAUAUGUUUUCUUCUCAUACAUUUACCUUAAAUUAUCUUAACGAAACAGCCAAAAAAAAAAGUAAUUAUUUCUUUCUCAAUAAUAAUUAUCUAAAUGAACAAAAUGGAUUUAAUCAUAUAACUCAUAAGUAUCAACUAAGAGCCUUACAUAACAGCAAUAAUAUGAAUAAUAAUUUCAAUAACAAAUUAAGUGAAAUAAAAGAAAAUGAUAUCAUAUACAAUUCUACAUAUGAACACGAUAAACAAAAUGAGGAACCAUGUUUAAUAAUUGAUGAAAUUGAAGAUAUGGAUAAUGCUAUGAAAAUAAAAGGAAUCUCCGACGAUUUGUAUGAUAUAGAUGUUUCAUAUUCUAAACCAGAAGAAAUAAUACACGAUUCUUUAAAUGAGUGUGAAAAAUUAAUAAGAACGCAAAAAGACGUAGCUGAAUGUUUAUCUGUAAAUAGAGAGAAGGAAAAUAAAAAUCAAAACUUUUAUAUUAUGCAAGAACAAUAUAAAAGUGCACAAAUGUAUGAACCAAAUGGAGAUAUAUCCGAACAUAAUGUGGAUAAUCAAAAAAAUAAUAUAAAAAUUAUUGAGAAUAAUGAAAUACUGAAUGGUAAUAAUUAUCAAAUGUGUGAAAUGAAAGAACAAUCACACAAAUAUAGUAAUCAGAAUAAUCAGAAGGAUGAUCAUUUAAAUGAAAAAUUAUGUGACCAGUUAUAUAUAGAAAAUCACAAAAGGGAUUCUUAUAAUAUGAGAAAUAAUAUCGAUAUUAUUACUCAUUUAAAUAAUAUAAAUAAAGAAACAGAGAUAAACGGACAAAUAUUUAAUAAAGAAUUAAAAGAUAUAUGUAAUAAAGAAGAAAUUGAGAAGGAUAAAUUAAAAUAUAAUGAUGAAUAUGUAGAAGGAACUCUUAAAGAAAACGAUGCAAAUGAAAUAAUAAAUCAUACAUUUAUUACAAAUAGUUUUAAAAAUGAUAAUGAGAAUGAUCCUUUAUAUAUAGAAGAUAAGAGUAAUAUUAUUUAUAUGAAUAAAUUAAAUAAUUCCAAAAGAGAUAAUAAUAUAAAUAAGGAUGAAAAUUUACAUAUGGAACAUAAAAGUAUUCCAUAUAUAGUAAAUGAAAAUAUAUCAAAUGAUGUUCUUUUAAAGAAUGAUUUUCACUUUUUAAAUGAUACUUUUAGCACAAUACCUUCCAUUUUUUAUAAUAAUAAUUUAUUUAAUGAUCUUAUAAUAAAUAAUAGCCAUUUUAGUAUAAGCAUAAAACAAUUUUUUGAAAUGUAUUCUAAUAAUUAUAGGUUUAAACAUUUUGUUAUAGAAAAUAAGGAAAAUAAUGAUUCUAUAGAUUCUAAUGAUCCAUUUGAUGAUAAUAAUACGAUAAAAAACAUUGAAAAUAUGAAUAAUAUGCAUGAUAGAAAUAAUUCAGAUUAUGAUUACAAUACUCUUUAUAUCCCCAUGAAUGAUAAAAUUUUACAAGAUAUAGAUAAUACAUUUAUAAAUGAUAAAAAUAUAGAUAUUGAUAUAAUCAAAAAUUGUUAUUAUAAUGAAGUUGAAUUAAUUAAGAAGAAUGUAGCAUAUGGAAAAAUGUUUGUUAAGAGAAAAAAUGAGGAUAAUAAAAGUAAAAAUAAAAACUUGAGCAGUGAUAAUAUAAAUUAUAAUAAUGAUGAGACUGAAGAUAUAUAUAAUGUAGGAAAAAUUGAUAUUGAUUCGAUAAAACAGAAAUUUCUAUUUGAUAGUACAAAUAAUGUAAUUGUAUCACAUAAUAUAAAUGCAGUAUAUAUAACAGCACUUCAUUUACCUUUAUUAAUAUUAGUAUUUAAAGAAUAUUUCUUUCGUUUCUUUUCUCAUAUAUUUUAUUUUAUAUGUACAUAUCCAUAUUAUAUCAUAAGGAUGACCAUGGCAUAUAAUUUUUACGACAUUUUAAAGAACUUUUUCCAUUCUGAAUUUUUACAAAUUGACAUGGACAAAUUCAAGAAAAGGGGAAAUGAAAAGAGAUUUAAUAAAAUAUUACAAAAGAGAAAUAAUAUGUUAUAUAAAGAAAAGGUGGGAAAAAAUAUAUUAUCAGAAGAAUGUGUGAAGGAUACAAUGAAUAGUAAUAAUAAUAAAGGUAGGAGUGGUACGAAGAAGGGAUCACUAGAUAUACAAAUAAAUACAAUGUUUAAUAAUGAUUAUGCGACUUAUUAUAAUAUGAGAAGAAUACAAAAUAUGGUGAUAGCUGAUGAAAAAUUAGAAAAGGACAAUGAUGAUAAUAAUAUGGAAAAAUCUGACAAAGACGAAAAAGAAAAUAAUAUUACGGAAGGUGAUUUAUUUAAAGAAAAUAUCAAAGUAGAAGAUAAUAUAUAUAGUGAACAUGUAUUAAUAGAUAAUGAAAAAAAAUAUGAGAAUGAAAAAAAUGUAGAGGAUAAUAUAUAUCAAUGGAGUGAAAAAAAUGAAGAUAAAAUAUCUCAAACGAGUGAAAAAAAUGUAGAGGAUAAAAUAUCUCAAUCGAGUGAAAAAAAUGUAGAGGAUAAAAUAUCUCAAUCGAGUGAAAAAAAUGUAGAGGAUAAAAUAUCUCAAUCGAGUGAACAAAAUGAAGAAGAUAAUAUAUCUCAAACGAGUGAAAAUUAUAUUACUGAUUCAAAUAAUUAUGAGGAACAUAUUAGAAAGCUUCAAAAUCAUAUAAAUGUCAAUUUAUAUGAAAGUGACUUUUUUGUGAAUGAAGAAAAUGAGAAUUUUUUUUUUUAUAAACAAUUUCUUAUGAAAUAUGAGAAUAUGUAUAAACGUCAUAUACAAACAUUUAAAAAAUAUUAUAAAGAAGAUGAUUCUCCAUGUUUUUUUUUUCAUUUUUUUAUAUAUUAUUUUUUGAAUGAUACGAAUGUUUUGGUUAAAAAGGCUAUAUUAAAAAAUUAUGACAAAAUCAUAACUUUUUUUCCUUAUCAUAUAAAGCUAAUACUUAUAUCAUAUUUGUACAAUGUUAUAGAUUAUAAGAUAUUAAAUUAUUCAUUGAGAAAACGAGUGUCCAAAAUUGUUUUUAAAAUUUUGAAAAAUGUGAAUGAUGCGAAGAUAAUAAGAGAAUAUAUAUUUCCCAUAUAUUUGAAGUUGUGUAAAGAUGAUGUGGCUACCAUUAGAACAUACACCGCUAGUUAUUUUUAUAUUAUUUUACAGAAAGGAUGUCCAAAUCUUUACAAAUUUUUUAAGGGUAAAGGAAAAAUAUUAGACAUAGAAGAAUACGAGAAAGAUAUAUUUGUAUCGAAUGAGGAAGGUUUUAAAUUAAAAAGUGAAGAUUUUACUGGGGGGCAGGAAGUUCUGUUAAUAAGAAAAAUUAUUAAUAUAUUUGCCAUGAGCAAAUAUUAUUAUGACAGGCAAAUUUUUAUAAACAUUUGUGACGGAAUAAUUAGUGAAUGCCCUAUCAACUUAUUUUUGUUAUACUUUUUGAACCCAUUUAUUAAUUUAUCUGAUGAUAAAAUUCAAGUAGUGAGAAUAACAUGGGAAAUGUGCGUUUACAGUCAGCUGAAAAAGAAAGGAGACUUUUCAAAUAUAGCAAAUGUAUAUAAUAAAUUGGAAGAGAUGUAUUUAAAAUAUGGUAAAACGACUGUAAGCAAAAUUAAUCCUAUAAAAUAUAAUAACCCAGAUAGCACAUUUAUUGUAGCUUUUGAUCUCCAUCAUAUUAGUAAUUAA
Molecule: messenger RNA, 4614 nt
Organism: Plasmodium adleri (nom. inval.)
Lineage: Eukaryota; Apicomplexa; Aconoidasida; Haemosporida; Plasmodiidae
Product: conserved Plasmodium protein, unknown function
Exons: 8
Coding region: 1-4614 (1537 amino acids)
Biological process (GO): protein dephosphorylation
Molecular function (GO): protein phosphatase regulator activity
Source: RefSeq, a predicted model, not a curated record